AUGUGCAGCGCGGUUGGGCUGGACACCGGUUGUUUUGCUUUUGCCAGGAGAAAGAAACUGAGAAUGGCUUCUCUAAAUGAGGACAGAGCGUUUAAAACCCCGAUUCGAGGCCGGGUGAGGAGCUCUGGGAGCAGCGGAAAUGGGACUCCCAUCACCAUCCCUGCUUCACCUUUCAUGAAGAAGCUGGGCUGUGGGACUGGAGUCAGUGUUUACCUCAUGGAUAGAGUGGGGAAGUUAAACUCCUCUCCCUGGGCUGUGAAGAAGAUCAACAGCAAAUGUGCAUCCAAACAGGUUGAGGUUUACCAGAUGCGUCUGAAUGAGGAAGCAGAGCUCCUGAAGGGAAUCAACCAUCCAAACAUUGUUGGUUUCCGCGCCUUCACCACGGCAAAAGACGGCUCAAAGUGUCUGGCUAUGGAGUACGGAGGCGAGCAGUCCCUCAACGACCUCAUCGAGAAGCGGAGGGAGGACGGACUGACAGCGUUUCCUGCUGCCUGCAUAGAGAAGGUGGCUCUGCAUGUGGCACGAGGCCUGAAGUACCUUCACAAUGAGAAGAAGCUUCUGCAUGGCGACAUGAAGUCAUGUAACAUUGUUAUCAAAGGGGAUUUUGAAACGAUCAAAAUCUGCGACGUUGGCGUUUCUCUGCACCUCGAUGAGAACAUGAGAGUGUCCGACCCAGAAGCGGAGUACGUCGGCACAGAGCCGUGGAACCCGAAGGAAGUUCUGGAGGAGGGAGGAGAAAUCACGGAUAAGGCCGACAUCUUCGCCUUCGGUCUGACUCUGUGGGAGAUGAUGACUCUGUCCAUGCCGCACCUGCAGAUGCUGGACGACGACGAGGAAAACGAGGAUGAUUCGAUGGAGAUGAGCUUUGAUGAGGACGCCUACUAUGAGCGUUUGGGGACGCGGCCGCCGCUGGACGCUGCGUCGCUGGGCGGCUCGUACCGCAGGAUGGUGGAGCUCUUCUGUCUUUGCACUGAGGAAAACCCCAAGAAGAGACCUUCAGCAGCGCAGAUCGUCCAGGUCUUGGAGGAAAAUGCUGCCCUGGACCAAGCACCAUGUGACGUGAUCGUUAUUGACUGAUGGUGACCAUCCUCCUUCCAACCCCAAAGUAAUAUUUUGAUCUUUAUAUGUAUGUUUUCCAGCUGAUUUCUAUAUUGUCGCCUUGUACUUCAAUCUUUAACUUACAAUAAACUUUGUAAAAAUGCUCCU
Poecilia latipinna (sailfin molly) is the source of this 1206-nucleotide messenger RNA. RefSeq names its product PDZ binding kinase (gene pbk). The coding region runs from base 1 to 1077 and encodes 358 amino acids. The transcript is spliced from 7 exons. Gene Ontology annotation, molecular function: ATP binding; protein serine/threonine kinase activity. Lineage: Eukaryota; Metazoa; Chordata; Actinopteri; Cyprinodontiformes; Poeciliidae. The record is from RefSeq and is a predicted model, not a curated record. Gene Ontology annotation, biological process: peptidyl-serine phosphorylation.